UUGGCCACUGCAGAGAGGAGCUAGAGAGGACGGCAGAUGAGCUGCGUUAUCUCAAUCAUGUAACGGAAACACUAAGCCUUGUAUUAUGGUGAAUUCUAAUUUUUCGCAUGGGCAGUGGAUACCGAGGUGCUUUAGAGCCUGCUAAAGGCAGGAAAUGCACAAAGGAGAAGGCAAGGCAGCGGCCACUGCAGCGUACUGAGACCAAAGAUAGAGGAGCGCUGUCAAGUCUGCCUGCACAGGAUCAGCAUGGACUGCCUGAGCAGCAGGAGGAAGCUGCUGUAGCUGGCUGGGAAUAGGCCCCGCUCCUCGGGUCCAUGACAGGACCCAACUCCCCAAGCCGGACUGGCACCUCCCCAGCCAAGCUCAGCAGGCACGGCCGGUCCAAGAGCACCAGCGCGCACUGUCUCCUGCGCUGCGGGACCCGGGAGGAAUCCUCCGCCUCUCCUCCCAACCAUUCCCCCGAGGAGGAGGAAGAGGAGAAGGAUGGGGGGGUUCUGUUCUACGUUAACCGGAGCGGUUUUCCCAUUGAGGGCGUCACCUGGGAGAGGAUGUGGUCCCAUGUGGCUGCUGUGCACCCAGAGGGCCAGGAGAUGGUGAACAGGAUACGGAAUGCUGCAUACCUGCCAAAGCAUCCCGUCCCCUCCAUUCCAACCUUCAAACCAUCCAUGUCCGUCCCUGAUUGGUUGGUGGCCGUCCAGAACUACAUGAAGGCUCUGCAAUACAACCACACUGGAACCCAGUUCUUUGAGAUCAAGAAGAGCCGACCUCUGUGCGGGUUGAUGGAAACAGCAAGAGAAAUGAUCAGGGAGUCUCUACCCAUCAAAUGCCUGGAGGCCGUCAUCCUGGGAGUCUACCUGACCAACGGGCUCACGUCUCUCGAGCGCUUCCCCAUCAGCUUUAAGACACAGUUUUCAGGUCACUGCUUUCAUCACGUGGUUCUUGGCGUCUACUGCAACGGCCGCUAUGGAUCCCUGGGCAUGAGCCGCCGCCAGGACCUGAUGGACAAACCUCUGACUCACCGAACACUGGGAGAACUGGUGGCCGAGUUCGAGAACUCUUACAAAAGAUACCAGCACACUUUGAAGAAGGUGAAGAUUGGCUUGUACGUGCCUCAUGACCCCCAUGUCUUUCAGCCAAUCGAGUGGAAGUAUUUGGUGCUGAAUGCGGCCCGGCUCGGAGCUCAGGAGAUGAGGAAGGAUCUGGAAAAGCAUGGCCGGGACAUGAGGAUGAAGAUCCUAAAAUCCUCCAGUGCUCAGUCGCCAAUCAAGGAGCGCAGCCGAGGAAAGUCGCUGUCACCACGGCGACGGCAGAGCAGCCCUCAGCGACGGAGCGCACACCGCAGAGACAAAUCGCCGGCCUCAGUGGAGAGGAAACCUCUGGAGCUCAGCACCCUCAGCGACGGUUACCAGAUCCGCAUCUGAUGCCCCCCCACCCCCCAUCCAUCCUUUUCUCAGCCAAGGGUCUAUAACUGCCACCAGGUGGAAGUAACCUGGUGCAAACAGCACAGUUACACUGAUUAUAGGAUUCUAACCACACUUAGUCAUUUCUUUAAGGGGAGGUGUUCAAGGCUCACUCAACACUAUAAAAAAACUAAUUUCUUUUUCCUGGAUUUCACAAGUUCCUCAAUCUUCCUGUGAGUUUUCCACCAUGACGGAUGAUUUGUUAGCAGAUUUAAACUAUUGCUUCAGCAGAACGACCAAAAAUUUAAAGAUUUAGCAAAGCUCAGAGAUGAAGCGGUCAGAUGAGGAAAUCCAAAGCUGCUCUGAGCGAACGGCGGUCCAGAUGAUGCGGCUCAGGUCGCAUCGGAACAACUUAGGAUGCAAAGGCAAUCUAGAACAAAAUAGCACGAGGAAGAAGAAAAGGGAGGAAUGAGAGAAGCAGAGGGAGUGAUAGAGGGAUGAUAGCAUCACAGCACAGGUUUAACCUGGCAAAGGUUUUCAUCUUCACCUCCUGCAAAAAUAAGAAAAAAAACAAGCUUUCUAUGUUCAACCCCAACAUGGUUACAUCCUCAGACCUUUAAAAGUUCUUCAUGUGAGUCAAAAGUGGAUAAAAGCCUCUCAGACAUCCUGACUAAUGCUGCAGAGAAACAAAUAACAGCAGCAGCAAACCCACAGACUGCUGGGAUAUAGAAGGAAUCUGCUGCA
Cyprinodon tularosa is the source of this 2144-nucleotide messenger RNA. It is a transcript of the gene vash2, whose product is annotated as vasohibin 2. The transcript is spliced from 9 exons. Bases 315 to 1421 code for a protein of 368 amino acids. Gene Ontology annotation, cellular component: cytoplasm. Gene Ontology annotation, biological process: regulation of angiogenesis. The record is from RefSeq and is a predicted model, not a curated record. NCBI's taxonomy places the organism in Eukaryota, Metazoa, Chordata, Actinopteri, Cyprinodontiformes, Cyprinodontidae.